Cydia splendana is the source of this 10544-nucleotide messenger RNA. RefSeq lists its product as uncharacterized. The record is from RefSeq and is a predicted model, not a curated record. Bases 340 to 10419 code for a protein of 3359 amino acids. Lineage: Eukaryota; Metazoa; Arthropoda; Insecta; Lepidoptera; Tortricidae. The transcript has 17 exons. Gene Ontology annotation, molecular function: protein binding.
CCCUCGGCCAGCGUCGGCGCGCGCACCGCUCGUACGUCCGCGUAAAAAUAAAGUCCACGGCGCUCGUGUACUCCAAACAUUUAUAAUUAUCAGUAAAUCGCCGCGAGAGCACACGACUGGCACGGCCAGUGACCGCUCGCUGAAAAACCGCGAUCUGUCUACCCGAGCCCUUCAGCCCGCAUACCACGAAAUCCCUAUACGCGACGUAACUAACCCGUCAAAAUCGCGACUCCUACGCAGACACCGGUGUCGGGGGCGCGAGCCGCGUUUGAUUGGACGCCGCGUGUGAUUGUGUGAUAACGUUGUGACAGUGAUAACGAUUACAAUCCGUAUUUAAAUAUGCCUGAAAAACCUAAACGACGCAAGCCAAAUAAAAAUCAACGCAAUAGGAAUAAAAAUAAACAAGAACAAAAUAAAAAUAACAAUGUAGAAAGCGUUUUGAGCUCUGAAUCAUGUAGUGCUGAUGUUGAAAACAAAGAAACUUGUUCAACACUUAAUGAAUCCAAACCUGAAAUUACAAUACCUUUAAAUGACAAGGCGACAAUAAAAGAUGAAAAAAAUUCUAAAAACACUUCCGACAAUGAGUUAACCACGAAUCAAGAUUUGAAUAGCAAUAGUACUGAAUUGCCGGACUUAAACACUGUCGACAGCAUGAAACUCACAGUGGACAGCGUUACUAAUGACCCGCAAUACGUCGUGGAAUCUCCUGAGCAGUCACUUAAAGGCAAACCCAAAUUAAACGCAAAUGUAAAAAGCAAGAGCUUAGAUAAUGAGGAAGCUACGAAAAUUGUUGAGAUAACCGAAGAAUGUGGCUUACAGUCUGAUGAUGAAAGUACAUUACAUUUAAUUGAUAGCAGUAGUGUUUUAGUAUCUGAUGUUGAGUCAGAUAUAGAAUGGGAAAAGACAGAUGAUUUAGAAGAAGGCUCGAUGGUUUCACGUGAUUUAACUAAACCUUUAACAACUUGUGAUAUUCCUAUUACAUUUACACCAAGUGAACAAAGCAGGACGUUGACCCCUGAAGAAGAAGAAUCUUUGCGCAACUGUUUACAAAAUCUUCCACUGACUAAUUCAACUUAUGAUUCAUCUGAAGUUAUUGUUCAAACCGUACAAGUUGUAAAUCAUGGAGUUAAGCAUAGACUACGCAAAAAAGCAUCUGCUGAUGACUUGAUCUUUAAUAGACUGGGUCCUCCAAGAAUACUAGACGUGAUUGAUGAAGAAGGAAGUGGCGAGUCGUCAAAAAGCUCAAGGCGCCAAUCAUAUUUAAGCGAAAGAAAAAAUGUCAAUGACGAUUUAGACGAUGAUGUAUUUGAAGAUAAGACAAAAACUAAUAAGUUUGUUACUAAAAUGAAUCACAAUAAGUUUGGAAGGCAAAUUCAACAACAAUGCAUGCUUCUUGAUACCAAGUUAAAAGAACCGGAAAUCAGUGAAGCACGAGGAGACUGGUCAGUGUCGAAUGUGGAAAAAAUGACUGGAGCUGAAAUUGUAUAUUUAACGGAUACGUCGAGUAGCACAAGUUCAAUUUAUGAUAAUAGUGAAGAAGGGGAUGACGGAGUUGAGACAGAUGCUUCAGUCAGAAUGAUAACGCCAACAAUUGAAGUAACGGAUACCGAGACCUUGCUUAAGGAAACAUUUGCUGCAAGUCAAGAAGCAUCCACGCAAAACAUCCCUCAAGUAAUUGAAAUACCAACAGAAAUCAAACAAGGCGACAAUCAGUCAGUUCUUCACUCCCAUGAAAUAGUAGUCUUAUCCACUGAUCAGAUAAAGACUAAUUUAACUGUCAAAGACGUUGAGUCUGAUAAUAAUGUAAAUACAACGUGUGAUACGAACAAUACUAAUAUCAGUAGCGAUUCAGAAACACAAAAAUCAAAUAACGGAUACGACCUAGAAAUGAAAGUUUUAAAAUGCGAAUUAAAUGAUGCUAUAAAUACUUUAAUAAAGGAAGUUUCGUCCGAUACUGAAUCCUCCGAAAAAUAUGGAAAAGAAAUGUUAAAUAGACAAGAUUCUUCUAGCAGUGUUGGUUCCUCCCAAUGCACGGCCAAAUACAACCCCACUUAUUCAUCCCUUAACGAUGUCUCUAACAUUGUGCAUGAUGACAUGAGCGAACUCCCCAUCAAUAUUCAACACACAAUUGAAACUAGUAAUACAAGUCAUGUAAACGAUGUAUUUAAAUGUGUUACAGGGAACGCCUCACAAAAUAAAAAAGGAACUUUAGACGAGCCAUCCACAUUGAAAGAUCUAUGUGUUCAAAAGAUCGCAGCAUUUCCUUAUGGUGAUAAAAUACUAGAAGAAUUGGCAUCAGUGUCAAAACGACUCCAAAAUAUAACAAUUUAUAGUCAGAACUCUAACAGUGAAACCAAAACAACUGCUGUUGGUUCACAAAGAAUUCCACAGUUUCAGUCUAAAGAAAAUAUGCCUUAUUAUCCUUUGCCUGAUGUUUCAUCUAUUGAAAGGGUAACAUUAUCUUCUAAGAAUAAUGAUCAUAAUCCACCUCCAGUGCAGCCUCGCAAUUCCUCGUUGAAAUUGUCUCAAGAUGAAAAUCAUUGGGUAGGGGUGCCAACAGAAACGGAACCGGUUUAUGUUUGCUUAUCACCAUCUCAAAAAAUGUUAAUGGAAAAAACAAACACAGUAAUAACUAAAGAAGAUGCUAGUCAACUUGUUGAUAUGCAUAAAAAGUAUGUUGAUAGAAGAGGUUAUAACGAAUAUUAUGACAAAGAGCUCAGAAAAGAAAACCAACGGCCAGAUAACGCUCCUGUUGUGCCAUUCAAAUCCCAAACUGGGUCUCGGUUACUGGCGUUGAUACGUGACCCAGCUGUCACUGAUAAUAUUAAUUCUAUGAAAUCAAAGAAUCAACUAAAAAUAUUAGACCAAAUAGAAAGUAUUGACAAAAAAUCUCAAGCCAUGUUUAAAAAACAAGACCGAUACAAUUCGGCCAGAAAUUUUACAAGCAACUUAAAACCUGUUCCUCCCCCUAGAACUCGUAAAUUUUCGUCAUCAAUAUAUGAAAGCGACGAAAGUUCUGAUUUUACAGAUAGUUCAUUUCGCUCUUUUAAAAAUGAGAGAAAAUCAUUUCACUACUCAACUGGUAAUUUAAGUAAAGAAAUUGAAAAUGAUAUAUCUUCAAUUCAAAAUAUGCAUCGAUAUUACACAGAUUUUAGAGAUCAGUUCAAAGAACAAAGUGCUCCAAGAAGACCGUCUUUGCCCAAAGAUUUGUGUGACCAGCAAAUGGAAUAUAUACGACAAAAAGAAAAAGAAGUAGAAGCUGAAAUACGUCGACUUGAAAAUGAAAAGCUUAGUUUCCCUGUACAGCUGAAACAAGGGCCCAGGGCUCCGCUACUAUCAGAAGCCGAAGUCUAUAACGAAAAAAUUACUCGUACUAGUAGUCACAGCAUGCUUCUUAAAAAAGAUUCGGAGUUAAAACUGUCUGCUCUUAAAUCGCCAAAAGUACCAGAAAAACCAGAUAAAGGAAAGUUGUCUGUUUUCAGCAGUAGUCAAGAAGAACUACUACGUGAGAAAAUGUAUUCAGAAUAUGUCAAUCAAAUGGCAGAACGCGAAGAAAGAAGGCAACAAAAAGUAAUUAAAAUAACCAACAAUAGUAAACCUGUGGCAUCAACUUCGGAAAACCCUUUUUCUAAAAGUAUGCCAGCCUUAGAUUUUCUUGAUUCUAAAGUAAAUAAUAGAAUCGAAAAAGAAUUUAUUUGGAAAGCAAGAGAAAGGUGGAACAAAUUAGGUAUUAAAGAUCCCGAAACAGAGGAUGAGAGAGAUGAGAAUAAUAAAGAUGUUUAUAAAGAACCAAAAGUAAUUGAGCACAAAAUUAAAGUUAUAGAAGGAGGUGAAGAAAAAGAUGUCAAGAAGUUGCCUAGCCAUCUGCAAGACUUCGUUCGUUUCACUGUGAAGGACACCGAUCAGGGAAAAAGCAGUCCGGAGACCGUCAUGAUCGCACCGCGGUUUAAAGCGCGCUCCACGUCGCCAGCGGUGUGGAGGCCAGGCGCGCCGACGCCGCCGCCCGCGCCCGCGUCGGUCGCGCGCUCGCCGGGCGCGCCGCCGCCGCCACCGCCGCCGCCGCCAGUGUGGACCCCGGGCAGCGCUGGCGCUUCGCCCCAGACGCCAAGGAAGUCCUUCAGGCCUGUGCACUUUGAGGAGACGCCGCCUAUUCGUAGGAAGUUUGGGAGUUCGGAGCAGAACGGCUGCACGAGCGGCUCGGAGAGCGAGGGACGCCUGCGGACCAGCCACAGCGCCCCGGCCACCGGCCUCAACUCCUUGGGGAACUCGUCUAGCCGUCUUCCUCGUGCACAGAACCCCACCGUCACUCUUCUGCAGAAAGCUAGAGAGGGGCAGUUCUCGCGAGGUUCCAGCUACCUGCAACAGGAAAGAGAUAGCGCGCGUUUGCCGCGUGACAGAGUUUCUCCACCGAAAAGCGAUCCCAUUCACGCUCUACGCAGAGAGUACGCAAGUGAGGGAGAGGCGGACAGGAGCGACUACGAACGCGGAGGGCCACGUAAAAUGGCACAUGCUCAUGAAAAAGUUGAAGGAAUCGGACCCACGACCAAAGACGGCAUGCCAGUAGCUCUGAGAUCUGAAGUCAAAGACCAGUCAAAAUGGUACAAGAAAAUGUACGACACCAUACACAAAAACAAAUACGACGACGAUUUUGUGACUAUUCGGUACAAAAGCCGCCGAGGUCAACAACCGCAGAGGGUGACCAACAAGUCCCAGUAUGCAUACUUCGAUCCCCGCUCCGGUUACCUGAGUGAGCCGGAAGGGGGCCUGAGCCGACUGGGCUCCAGCACGUGGAGCGAUGCAUAUGACAGUGAUGUUACUAACAGCCCUCGGAGAAGGACCACCUCUGUUCAGGAAGAGAGACGCCAUGAAGAAAUCCCUUCGCCAUAUCUACCUAGUAAUAAGUAUAGUACCUUAGCAUCAGCAAGAGCUAGCCAAGAAGUGUACAAAAAUCAGCCCGGCAAAAUAGAGAACUAUGUCCCUGGCAGAUCUUCAGUUGUUGACAAAGAAGCUAAACAGUGGUGGGACGAGGUCAUGGACAUUUUUGAUGGGUGGCUAGACGACAACUCACCCCUGCCCCCUUACACCACAUUGCUCGCUCGCGCGAUUCAGAAGAGCCAAAUAUCAGCACAAAGCACGACGUCACUGCCACAAGCAUCGCCGAAAGAGAAGAAAGAUAUUACGUCUGCUAUUUUAUCUAAAUCCAAUAUGGCGCGAGCCCUGAAAGAGUCAGGCUACGAGUCAGACUCGACGCUAGUGUUCCGCCGUCGCGACGACACGGAAGGCCCGCUGUCCCCCGCGGAGCGGCGCGCGGCCUACAGAGACCUGCAGGCCGGCGGCGAGCCCCCGCUUAGAGGGUUCCGGUCGCCCGCGCCUCCUAGGACAGACGAAUCGGAAAUCGAAUACAUUCCGAUUUCUCCCACACUGACGAAGAUAAGAGUCCACAAGAAGUCGCCUCAGUUACAAGAAGUUAUUUGCUAUCCGGUCACCGGCAUUGAACGAGAUACCAAAUACAAGAAGAAAGGACCUUCGUUCAUUAGUGUUGAUGUGCCAACCAGAAUCGCAAACUAUCCUCCCGCGCCUCCUCGAAGGAUAUCUUCCAAAAACAGUCGAACGUUAAGACUUGUGACGUCGACAAAGCCUGCGACAUCAUCAGUUCCAACUACAGUACACUCUCAAUCUAAUGUAGAUUUUCUGAAAAAUAAAAUUAGCCAUAAACUAACCAGACAAAAUACGCAAAUACUUAGUAAAAGAGAACCUGAUAAUAAAACUCCCACUGAUAAAACAACACGAAGUCGAAUUAUGUCCAUGUCUGCACCACCAGCUAUCAAUAGAAGAAACACUGUUUCAGUUACAAGGAGUCUGCCUAAAAAUUUAGCAAAUGAAAUUAGAGCUACAGGAACAAGUAGCUUUGGUUCGCCAAGAAAUACUUUGUUGCCCACAGAAUAUGCCAAACCGUUACACAGCAGAUAUAAGGACUCCCAAGCAUCUAUUGUCAUUGAAGGUGGUGCUGGCAGAAGAACACCUAUUUCAAAUAUUUUAGACAAAGUAACCCCAAUAGACAAAUUAUGGAGUGCUGAAAAACGUAAUGAACGAAUCGAAAUAUCUAAAAUAAAACCAAAACCCAUAACUAAAUCCAGUGUUAGUUCGUCUAGAUUGAGCCCUUUAAAAGCUACAUCAAGUGUAUCCAAUUUGAAGUCUAAUGCAAAUUUGCCUUCGCACAGAAGUCGUGACAUGAUGCGGACUGCUGAAAAAGUGCAAAAAUAUAAGUUGUCAAAUCAAGCUAAAUCAAGCCCAUGUUUGACUACCAAACCUAAUGCUUACAGACAGUCGAAACCACUUCAAGUGUCGACCGUUUCCAAAGCUUCAGGUGACACAAAAAAUCAAAAUCAAAUUAAAACCGCGACAGUGACUAAUUUGAGAAAGAAGAAAUCUCUUGACAGCAUAAUUUUAAGACCUCGUAGUGUUCCAUGUCAUGAGUCAUGUAGUAAAAAGUCGAAAGAAAUUAAUAAGCCAGUGAAAAAACAUUCCAAAAUAAAAGUGUCGAAAGUAAAAAGUUGUGCCAAGUCAUCGGACGAUUGUGAUUCUGUUAGUCAAUUUGGGGAUACAUCUAACGACGUGUCUAAUUUCGGAUCAUUUGAAGACUUGAGAAAUAAUAAAAUAAGUGCCAAGGACAUUAAACAAACUCGUGAUGCUGUUGUAUCGGAUUCAUUCUUUCAACAUCUUUUCUUAGGGGGUACUCAUAUACCGUCAAUAUCACAGCUGUCUCCGGAAGAAAAGACGUCCGUCCUGCAAAAAGCAAAAAUGUUCCAGUCUUUUCCUCAAGACAAUUACUCCACGAAGUCAUUAAAUACAUAUUUGAUACAUAGGAAACCAGUAUCCUUAUCGCGUUUUAAAAUGUGGGAUAGAUAUCCUAGUCCUGCAAAAGUUCAAGCCCCGCGCUCGAUAUCUUGGCCCGGAAGGAUGUACAAGGAAGUACGUAAGUUCGAUAGCUUGUCAAAAUGCGAAGAGUUUGGGUCAAAUUCUUCCCUUGCUACGGUCAGAAGUAGAAGUGAACCUCCAACGAACAAGUUAUAUUUCUCACAAACAUCUCGGCCUAAAUCUCCUACUGUCAUAUUUUACAAACAUGAAAGGCCAAGCAAGCCAGACAAGCCAGGUUCCAAUAGAGAUUCUUUGUCGCCUUCAAAAUUAUUUUUUUCUCAAACAUCGCGGCCAGUUUCGCCUAAAGUUACUCGUAAAGAAACACAGAGUCAAAAUGACCAGGGUUCUAAGGUCAAAAGGCAGUCAUUGUCACCAACAAAAAUAAUAUUCACUGAAACUUCGCGGCCAGUAUCGCCGAUUAUAACACAUAGGAAACCCAAACCAGAACGAGAAGAAAUGCAUUUUGAAGAGAAAUUGCAACCAUCGACUAUUUUCUUUUCUCAGACUUCUCGACCUGUAUCACCUAAAGUUCAAAAAAGGAAUACUUUAGGAACGUCAAGUAGAAGCCAAUCGACGUCACCGGUUUCUUUUAGAUCCCCAUCGUAUAGAAGAAUACAUAAUGCACGCAUCCAAAGUGUGAAGCUAAAUGAGGAAGUGGAGCCCAAAAAAAUCAUUCGUACGAGAAGCGCAGAUGAUGCCAAGAAAAGGCACCCUGUAACUAUUAAAAUUACAAAGACCAAAAGUAACCCAAAUAUUCCUUCGGAGGACCCAGAUUAUGACGAAUAUAUUCGUGAUAUGGAAAAUUCGAAAUCUAGAUCCGAGAGAUUUAGAGAACUUAACAGAUAUUAUUCAUAUUUAGAAAGAGUUGGCGAGUUGGAAAGGGCUACAUCAACAGCUGAUUUACGCCAUAGAAAAAAAUAUGAAGAAAUUAUAGAUUUCGAUCGUUGGAAAAAAAUUAGAGCUAUAGAAAGGGCUGAGGAGGAGUUAAACAACCUUUAUCACAAGCUAAGAAUUGCACAAUCAGAAAAGGACGUUUUAUUUUAUCCCAGAGAUGUAAAGGAUUUUAGGUGGAACUAUGACAGUGAUCGGGGACUGAGAAUUAAGGAAAAAUCUGUAGAAGAUCUCAAAGAACAAUUUCAACAAGGAAAUGAAUUUGACUCUUUGGAAUUAGAACAGUCAAAAGAUACAUACAAACCUUUAUGGAGAGGCACUAGUGUUGCUGAAACCGCUUUCAAUAUUAACAGAAAGGAUGAAAAUAAGUUAAAUCGAGACUCUAUCGUGUAUGUAAAACCUACAGUAAUGUUGCAAGAUGCUUCAAUUACAGAACUUCGAAAAAGAAUUGGUCUUGGCAACCGUUUAUGGAGCAGUUUAUCGAUGGAACAAGUAAAUGCUUUAAAAAACCAGUUGAAUGCUAUAUACAGCAAAGAGCUGGAAUCUAAGUCAGCGAAAGAUAAUGAUAAAUAUUACGUAGAAGUAAAGGACACCAAAGAUGUAAAAAACUCCACUUUACACGUAAGAAGUAAUUCUCUUAACUCUACUUGCUCAUCCCCUGUCAAAGAAAACGAAUUAAUCAAAUCAGACUCAAUUGCUGCUAUAGCAUGUUCAGUGCCAUCAGUUAAAGAUCUCAAAAAUAAUGUUAAUAAAAUACAGAUGAGUCUCAGUGAAAACGAAAAAAGAAAAAUAUCCCAAACACUGAGUAAAGAAAUCAUGAAUAGAAUAAACAAACUAGAUGGGUCAGUGUCUGAAGAAAGCCCAAAAAUAACGCCCCAGCCCUUACCUGUUACACAAGAACAUCAACUGGUCCCUUCAAAUGCUUCAUCCACUGUGGGUGUUAUGGAUGAAAACCAAGAAAACGAAACUAUUGAGAGUAAGCAAGCCGCCCUUCAGGCCGAAAACAUUGAAACAACACAUCCGUCAUCUGCAAGCGAAACUGAAACAGGUAGUUCGGAUGUUUCUAAUAAGACUGUCAUUUACAGAGGACCCAGCAAAGAUGUUAAGAAAAAAGUGGAAUAUUUUGAAUCGCAAAAUACCGUCGAUCAAGCCAAAAUAAUUUACCACGCAAGAGAUAGUUCUGAUGAUAAAGAAACUGCGAACAAAUGUAAAAACAACAUAGUGGAAGAUCAAAAAGAGGAACCUCAAAAACCACAAAUAUUUCAAUCGCAAUCGUGCACAAAUUUUAAAGAAUUAUUCGGUGAAAGUGAAAAAAAUAAAUUUAUGUCGCUUCCGCCGAAGCCCGGAAUAUUAUCGAGGUCGCCUUCACCCCAUUCGGAAGUGUACGUGACAGGACGGCGUACACCAGACACGCUACUGUGCUCGAGCGAUGAGACGAUCUGGCGCAGUCGGAGCCCGUCGCCCGACCCGGAGCGGUAUUGGCGCGCAUACCUCAACCUGGCUCGGGCGGGUGAGGUGCGCCGCCUGGCGCGGCGCUUCGACUCGCCCACUGCGGCCGGCGCGGUGCUGCGGCGACAUCUUAGUGACCCUGAGAUAUCACGAAAUGUCCAACAUUACGAUAGUACCCGAAGGUACAAGCAAAAAACGGUUCUUCCCGUAGCGCGAGUCCCUCUUCGACCAACUAAUCGUUACAUGCCUCACAUCGAUAUCAUAUCAAAAUUAGCAGCUCUUCGAAGACGUGCCACACCACGCUCUAGAUCAGCCGAAGAAGCGUUAGAAUGCCGCCCCGGAGAAGUGAAUCGUAUUCGACGCCGGUUCGAAACUAUGUCACUGUUAGGGCAAAUAUACGCUUCCGCUCCUGACAUGAGCGAGCUGCGAGACAUCGCGCCGUAUCUAGCCGGUCCGUGGAUAGCGCAUCGUUACCCUAAACGCAGCGAUAAUAAUAGGUCCAUUAAAGAUACUUCUAGUUUGGUUAACGGGAGGAAAUCACCAAUAAAAAAAGUGAUCAAGCCGCAUGCCAAAGAUCCGGUUAGAUUGAGUUCGAUAUUAAAAAGCGAUGUGUUCGCAAAACAAGAAUUUAAUGCAUCGGCACAUAGACCGGCGAGUCGCUACGAGCCUCCGCGGGCGCCCCCGCGACCGCCGCCUGCCUCGUGGCCGUACCGCCUAGCGCCCUUCGUCACGCCUUCGCGUCACACGGUCACAUUUCAAGAAACCGACUCCACUCCGGAACCACCGCGGCGUACACCAAACGGAACCCACUCUGAUUCCGAGUCCCCGCGGCGCUACGUAGAGAGCGACGUGAACAUCCACUACAGAUGUCCCGUACGACACGACCCACUGCCGCUGGUGCCCGAGCGGGAGCUCGCGCGUCAGCAGGCCGAGCACAUGAAGCGGCUGUACAGGGAGCAGAGGCGGCACAAAUACCUGCAGGUAAGGGGACUGCAACGUAGAGAGCGACGUGAACAUCCACUACAGAUGUCCUGUACGACACGACCCGCUGCCGCUGGUGCCCGAGCGGGAGCUCGUGCGCCAGCAGGCCGAGCACAUGAAGCGGCUGUACAGGGAGCUGAGGCGGCACAAAUACCUGCAGGUAAGGGGACUGUAUCGUAGAGAGCGACGUGAACAUCCACUACAGAUGUCCCGUACGACACGACCCACUGCCGCUGGUGCCCGAGCGGGAGCUCGCGCGCCAGCAGGCCGAGUACAUGAAGCGGCUGUACAGGGAGCAGAGGCGG